Molecule: messenger RNA, 1832 nt
Organism: Bactrocera tryoni
Lineage: Eukaryota; Metazoa; Arthropoda; Insecta; Diptera; Tephritidae
Exons: 2
Coding region: 108-1367 (419 amino acids)
Source: RefSeq, a predicted model, not a curated record
AGUGUUAAAAGACUAGCGCAACAUUAUGUUAUCAUUGUGCGGAAAAAUUUUACACUCUGGGAUUUAGUAUAUAAAGGUGUGUGCAUGAGAAAGCUUUACAAAUUCAAAUGGCAUAUCAGAGGCUGAAUUCGCCUGAGUGGCUGACAGAGAAUUAUGUACAGGAGGCGUUACGUGUUCACCACAAGGAUCCCAGUCUUCACCUAUACUCCAUACACGCCCAACCGGCUAUGGGGAAGGGUGAGAAUUUUGGUGGAGUUUUGACUCGCGUCAUAGCAAAAUAUCAACUUAGCAGAAGCCAACAGCGACUCGAGAAGAGUUUAAUUGUGAAGACUUCUUACGAAAGCGAUCCUAUUGCAAGCGCUAUCAUGGCUCCUUAUGAUAUAUUCAAUCGUGAAAUGUCCAUUUAUGAGGAAGUGCUGCCUAAGUUAACUGCGCUGCUUCGCGAGAUCGAUGAUUCUGAUGAGUUGUUUUCUACAGCCAUCCAUGUAGAUCACAAACGCCAAUUGCUGAUUUUCGAGGAUCUCAAGGAGAAGGGCUUUAUCAUGGCGAAUCGCUUGCAAGGCCUAGAUAUGACACAUACAAAACUAAUAUUGCAGAAGUUGGCUAAAUUGCAUGCCACAUCGGCGGUGCUUAAUGAGCGUGAGAAUGGUUACUUGGAAAAAUACGAUCGCGGCUUCUUUAAUCGCUACACCGAUAAUUAUAGUACCUAUUUUGUUGGAUCCCUGUUGUUAUGUGCUGAGUUUAUAUUGAAAAAUAUGCCCGACCUUGCGUUCUAUGGGGAUAAACUAAAAAGACUGGCACCGCAUUACAUGGAAAUCGGAAAACGUUGCUUCACACCCACACCGGGGCAGGUAAAUGUGUUGGCCCAUGGCGAUGUCUGGAUCAACAAUGUUAUGUUCAAAUACGACCCGAAGACAGGUGAACCAGUAGAUGUGCGCAUCAUCGACUUUCAGUACUCAUUUUGGGGCUCGCCAGCACUAGAUCUGCACCAUCUCUUCAACACCUCGCUGCAAGAGCCAUUGCGCCUUCACAAACAGGAUAUACUAUUUCAGUAUUACCAUGGUAUUUUCAGCGAUGUGCUGAGAAGACUGAGCUAUAGUUCACUCCCAGUACCUUCGUUAAAUCAUUUCCGUCAACAAGUUGAACAGAAACGUUUUUUCGCUUUUCAUUCGGCGUGUGUCAUACAACCGGUGAUGAUAAAUGAAGACACAGCUGAUGCAGAUUUUAAUUCUUUGGUAGGCGAGGAUGAGCGUGCAAUUAAAUUCAAAUACAACUUGUACCGCAACAAGAAGGUUCAGAGAAACCUUUCCAACUUACUACCAGUAUUCCAUAGACGAGGACUUUUGGAAGUGAAUCAGACAGACUAACAAUUUCAACAUAGUACCUUAAAUAUAACUGAUAAUACCAAAAACGAAUCAUUACAAUAUAUUUACUACAGCUCUUACGGAGAAAAUCUGUUUUUUUUUUUUUUAACUUAAGUAACCGAAGUCUUUCCACUUAGAAAAUAUUAACACAUUUAGUGUACUUGCAGCCGAUUCGAAUAAAAUACUUAUUAGGAAAAAAAGUUGUAAUUCAGCAGAUCGCACCAAAUGUUUUACUCAACAGCUGCAAAUGGAAUGACAUGGGAGCAUUUACCCGACUUGUAAAACAGAUUUAAACAGUAAUAAUUUCAUUUAAUAUUUGUGAAAUGUGUUUGUAGCCAAAUGUUUAUUUCUCAAGGAAAUAAUGUGAUCUGUAGCAAAAUUAUAAAUUGAUUUAAGUAACGAUGUUUUUGGAACACCACCUACAAGGGUGGUCCUUAAGUACAUAGUCUACAAAUUAUUUGAUUAUUU